Cygnus atratus (black swan) is the source of this 2745-nucleotide messenger RNA. It is a transcript of the gene C2H8orf34, whose product is annotated as chromosome 2 C8orf34 homolog. Lineage: Eukaryota; Metazoa; Chordata; Aves; Anseriformes; Anatidae. Bases 1 to 1860 code for a protein of 619 amino acids. The record is from RefSeq and is a predicted model, not a curated record. The transcript is spliced from 14 exons.
AUGGCGUCUCACCAGCAGACCAGGAUCCAAGCCUACCUGGAGAAGAACAAGAUCGGGCCCCUCUUCGAGGAGUUGAUGACAAAGCUGAUAACGGAGACACCUGACCAGCCAAUCCCAUUUCUAAUUGAUCAUCUUCAGUCCAAACAAGGGAACCGCAGUCAGCUUCAGAGAACGUUGUCUGGCUCUGCUGCCCUUUGGGCAGAGAGUGAAACAUCAGAAAAUAAAGGAACAAGGAGAGAUUUCAGAAGUUAUGAUAAACCCUGGCAGGUAAAUGCAAAGAAGCCUAAAAAGUCAAAGAGUGACCUUGCCGUUUCCAACAUCUCUCCACCGUCACCAGAGUCCAAGUCAUUGCCAAGGUCAAUAGAGCAUCCUAAAUGGGAUUGGAGGACAAAACCGGAGAACCAUGAUUUUGAUGAGCUAAAUCAUAUUCUUCAAGAGAGCAAAAAACUUGGAAAAGCCCUUGAGAAUCUGUCUCGCAGCAUUGCUAUUUCUGAUGAACUUGAUAAGGACACAACAGGUUUUAAUACCCCCCUUCUCAGACCUCGUGUGAUUGGAGAAUGGAUUGGUCGUGAAGAGAAUGAUGCAGAUCCACUAGCUGCUGAGAUGCUGCAGCCACCAAUACCAAGAAGUAAAAACGAGCAGUGGGACAGUGAGGAUAGCAGCAGUCCUGGUGGAAGCUUAAAAAUGGAGCCAAAGAGCAAAGGACUGAAACAGCAACAACAGCAACAUAAGAAACUGCUGGCUGCCAUGCUUUCUCAGGACUCCUUUGAUUCUGCUCACAGCACAGCUCCAUCUGUAACCGAAGAAGAUAUUGACAAUGAAGAUGAUGCAAUGGAACUGCUGGAGGAUCUUGAUGAUCUAAGAAUGGAAGGAGUAACAAGUCUGAUGUCUUCUGGGAGCAAAUUCAAUCAAACUAGAAGUGCUCAUCCUGCUGAGCCUCAAGCAAAGGUCACGUUGAAUAUCUGUGCAAGAUGUGCCAGAUUGCAAGGAGAUAAUAUGGCAGAAAGGCCAGAAGAUGUCUCCAUGGUAUCUCAUGAGCCAGCAAUGUCAGACUCUGAUGCUCAAGUACCUGGGGUUGAAACACUUAUGGAAGAUAUUGACGAAUUCAAGAGUGCCUCUCAAGUGGCAGGAUCUUCUCAGCCAGUUUGGACCCUGGAUGCCAUGGGUGUGAGACCUGGAGGUUCUCCAAGACAGAAACUCUUAAAGGACUCCUUAGCAGCAAAAGAACUUCAGACCAUGGAAAAACAUCUAGCUGAUAUUGAAAAGGACCUAGCACUAUGGGAAGAAGCAAGGCUCUCAAGAAGCCCAAGUAUCCAACACCACAGUUUAGUUACAUCUGACCAUCAAGGCAAUCUUCAAGCUACACAAGGCCAAAAUCCAAGGCCUCAGGUUCCGCCUCAAAUGGGGAAAAACGUGCAACUCCAAGGAAACAAAUCACCACCGCUGCCCACUAACAGCCGAGCACAGGUCUCGAGUCUUGCAAACAGCAGGCCUCCAACACCUGGUGCACAAACCAACAGGCCAUCGACUCCAUCAACACCAGGAAGCAGACCUGUGACUCCAAACAGCUUGCUGUCACGGCCUCUUACCCCUAGCAAUCAAGGAAAUAAAGAAGGUGUCAUCAAUAUGCACAGAAGCCGAUCUUUGACGUCUAAGAGCCAAAUGGGGAGGACCCUCAGCGCUGCUUCAGGGCUCUCUGUGCAAAUGAGUGGAGAUGUUGUUGGAACUGUCACAACUCAGAGAAGCAGUUUAUCAGAAGAUGAAUUCUUACAACAGCUUCAGCUUACUCAUCAGCCUUGGAUAUUGCCGAGUGACACAGAAAGUGAAGGAGUAGAAGCUGACCAAGACAAAUGUUUGUGAAAUCAGUGGGAUUGUUGAAGAACAAUUUAAUUAAAACAAAAUUACGGUGAUCAAAACUACACCUGAAAAAAUGUUUUAGCUUAUACAUAAUUUUAAAUAAAGUUAUUUUUCUAGUAUCAGCAGUACAUAAGUGGAACCACUCUGAUAUGUGGAUGCUGUAAUGCACUGAAUCAGAGUAUUUACAGUGGCCUUAGGAAAGAAGGGUAACUGUUGCCUUUUAGUAUAAAGUUACUAUAAUGUUUUUGUUUAGUUUCUACCCCUGUUAUUUUGGAUUGACAUUUGAUAAACUAAACUCUGCCUGACCAAAAUAAACUUUACGUAGAGAUUUUAUGUAUUUUAACUUGUCUAAGGUUUUCUACUCCUUAUAUUUUUGUAAGCUUUACUCUUUUUUAGAUUAACAAACAUGAAAGUAUUCACCCACAUCUGCCAAUAUGUAUGUCCCAUUCAGGUCUCACAGAGAACUAGCUGUUCGCUCAUAGUCACCUGCAGAGAGAGGUCAGAAGAGGGGGAGAGUGAAAGAGUGUGUGUGCGGGGAGCAGAAACAGGUGUUGCCUGUGUCACAUAGCUUUGUAUGGAGUGUAUCUACUUUGAUCUUUAAAACAAAUAAAGACUCUGUUAAAAAAGGGAACAUAUCAAUAACGAGUGGAGCAUGCAUGCAAAAAUAAAGCACUUAAAGGACUUUCAUAUAUGUGAUAAAAUAUUAUUUACCCAUAUGGAUUACUGAAACAAAUUUGCUGUUUAAAAUAAGCUAACUGGUGUAUGCUGUGUGCUAGGAAAUUUAGAUGCUUUUGCACAGACAUCAAAUUAAGGGAUGUGGCAGUUGCAUUUACUGAUUUCAUUUAUCUGUUAAUUCUGUCCAGUAUGUUUUCAGUUUCCUUUGUCUUC